This is a messenger RNA of Oryza brachyantha (malo sina), 1434 nucleotides long. RefSeq names its product protein EXORDIUM-like 3. NCBI's taxonomy places the organism in Eukaryota, Viridiplantae, Streptophyta, Magnoliopsida, Poales, Poaceae. The record is from RefSeq and is a predicted model, not a curated record. The coding region runs from base 190 to 1206 and encodes 338 amino acids. The transcript has a single exon.
AAGUUGGAAGGUCCAAAGAGACCCCAACCCAAGAACAGUGUCUCCGCCACCACUCUCACUCCCAUCGCUCCACUCGCCUCCAUUUUUUCUUUCUAUAAAGCUUUUUUUUUCCUCCUCCUCCCGAGCCUAAGAAACCGCCAUUAAACCCACCACCACCUCCUCAUCCAGCUCCUGGAAGGCCUGUCCGCGAUGCAUCGCCUCGCCGUCUGCCUCCUGCUUGCACUGGCGCAGCUCGCCGUCGCGUGGCGCCCGUGGCCGCCGCGCAAUGGGAGCGGCGAGCUUGAAGGAAUCGGGGCGUCCAAGAAGUUCGAGGGGUCGUCGGAGUUCGUCAAGCUGCAGUACCACAUGGGCCCCGUCCUCGCCGCCGACAUUACGGUGCACCCGAUCUGGUACGGCCGGUGGCCCGCCGAGCAGAAGCGCACGAUCCGGGCGUUCGUUCGGUCGCUCUCGCCGGCCGCCUCCGAGGAGGGCGCCAUCCCGUCGCCGUCCGUCGCCGCGUGGUGGCGCACCGUGCGGCUCUACACCGACCAGACCUCGGCCAACGUGUCGGCGGUGGUGAAGCUCGGGCAGGAGAAGACCGACGCGCGCAUGUCGCGGGGCGCGAGGCUGACCCGGCUCGACAUCCAGUCCGUCGUCCGGGACGCCGUCACCGCGCGCACCAGGCCGCUCCCCGUCGACUCCAGCGGCGUGUACCUGGUGCUCACCUCGCCGGAUGUGGUGGUGGAGAACUUCUGCGGCCAGGUGUGCGGCUUCCACUACUUCACCUUCCCGUCCGUCGUCGGGUACACGCUCCCCUACGCCUGGGUCGGCAACUCGGCGCGGCGGUGCCCGGAGGUGUGCGCCUACCCGUUCGCCAUCCCGUCCUACGUGGCCGGCCGCAAGCCGGAGGCGCCGCCCAACGGCGACGUGGGCGUCGACGGCAUGGUGAGCGUCAUCGCGCACGAGCUGGCGGAGCUGGCGUCCAACCCGCUGGCCAACGCGUGGUACGCCGGCGAGGACCCGUCGUUCCCGACAGAGAUCGCCGACCUCUGCGAGGGGAUCUACGGCACCGGCGGCGGCGGCGCCUACACCGGCCAGCUGCUCACCGACGUCCGCUCCGGCGCCUCGUACAACGUGAACGGCGUCGGCGGCCGCAAGUUCUUGGUGCAGUGGGUGUGGAACCCCUUCCUCAGCUACUGCUCCGGCCCCAACGCACUCGACCAGUAGCCGCCGCCGCCGCCGCCUCGCCGCCAUGCAUGUGUCCCCCCCAUGGAUUUGGAUUCCACUCCUUGGAAUCCAUGGUAGCUUGUAUAGAUCGAGCCGGCGAGGUGAAGAAGGGUGGCGAGCUGGGUUGGUUUCUUGGAAGUGUUUGGGUUUUGGGGCAUGUUUGGGGAGACUGUUUUGAAAGUUUGAGACUAUUUUGCUUUACCUGCAUGGCUCGAUUCCUUUGCUUGA